UAACUUCUGUUCCUGGCCUCAUAAAGGAAUAAAUAGAGGCGGGGGGGAGAGGGGGGAAGUAAAAAUUCAAAGGAUAAUAGAUCUGUGAGCAAUGAGCAGCAGCGUGGAUUUAUAGAGAACAAAUCAUGUCAGACAAACCUGAUUGCUUUCUCUGAUUUAAUUUACAAAAUUAGCGAAUGAAGAGAGUGCCAUGUAUGUAAUAUAUCUGGGCUUCAACAAGUCCUUUCGUAUACCGCCUUGUCAAAGAUGACUUGAAAAAUGAACUGAUAUUGCCUUGAAUGUGAAUGCUGCCACAUGGAUUAAAUAAACGGAGAGACGGGAAACAAAAGGGAAUGCGGAAGAAAAUGGAACUGGGGUCACACUUGGCUUUACUCUGAUGGCUGCUGCUGGUCUACAAACUGGGGAGAUAAUAGCACAUGCUGUGAUGGAAGGAGGUGCAGAUUUAAGGACAAGGGAAUUGCACAGAGAGGUUUAUCUUAGAAAAUAACAAAACUAAGUUCCAUCCAGAUGUACAAGUCCAGUACGAUAUCCAGAUAUACAAAUGCAGACAUACAAAUUCAGUAUGAAAUGCAGUUUUGGUACCGAGCAUAAUGAUCACCUGCAUCUUACAAUUAAAAAGACAAAAAUCAAGCAGCAAAAGGGGAAGCACAUGGCAAGAGCUGGGAACAUUCAGCUUCUAUUAGCAGCUAAUGGUCUGUGGAGACAUGGGCUGGGACUCCGACAAUGGGACCUACCAACACACAAAUCUUCAACAGAUCAAUAAGAAACACCAGCUUUCAGCAGGGUUGUGUUACUUCCAUUCACGAGCAGGCCAGGGGUCAGAUAAGCCAGGAGCUGAUAUUUCCAUAUAUAAGAACUUCAUAAACCAAUGACAAGUGAUAACAUACACCCACUAAAUCAAGGGAUGCCUGCAGGCCUAGCAUCAGGAGAGGCCUUGUGCACCAGGCCUGGUUUCUGCUGACUCUAGAGCUGUAAAGUGAUCUGUAGGGUGAGGUACUCAAACACAGGCAGGAUAUUCACUGGGGGAAGCUAAAAAGGUUGGCUACAAGAAAGAAGGGGACAGACUGUUUAGCAGGGUCUGUGGUGAGUGCACAGGGGGAAACGGUUUCAAAUUAGAACAGGGGAGAUUUAGAUUGGGUAUAAAGAAAAAGGUGUUAUUUUACAAUGAAGGUAGUGAAGCAGUGAUUGCCCAGAGAUGCAGCGUUUGUCCUGUCCUUGGAGACAUGGUCAGCCUGCAUGGGCUCUGAGCACGGUGACUGAGCUGUAGGUGCCCCAGCUAUCUGCAGGUAGUCGGACUAGAUGGCUCUUAAGGAUCCCUUCUAACUCCAACCACUCUGGGACUCUGAUUCUAUGAAAAGGCUCCAGGGAAGGACUGAAGAAAGCCGAAACCGACUAAUGCGGCCACCCUGCACAGUGACCCCUAUCCCAGCACCUCUCCGCACUCAGUACCGCUCAGUACCGGCUCCUAACGGCCCGCACAGCCUCAGGGCACAGCCGCACACAUCGCACCCAACCCGCGGCGCUGCCGGGCGGCGCUGCCUCCCACUCCGGACCAGCCCCCGGCGCCGGGCCCGCCUCUCGGCGGGGAGGGCGGAGAGGAAGUGGCCCGGGAAGGCCGGAAGCGCCGCUGCGAGGGGCAGGCGGAGCGGCUGCUGCCCGCAGGCGUUGCCAAUGGAUGAACUUGUGCAUGACUUGGCCUCAGCCUUAGAACAGACUUCAGAGCAAAACAAGCUGGAUGAGCUAUGGGAAGAGAUGGCCCUGAGCCCGCGGCAGCAGCGACGCCAGCUUCGCAAGAGACGGGGUCGCAAACGCCGCUCAGACUUCACCCAUCAGGCAGAACAUGCCUGCUGCUACAGCGAGGCCUCGGAGUCGAGCCUGGAUGAAGCUGUGAAGGAUUGCCGUGAGGUGCUGACCACCAACUUCAGUGACUCUGAUGACAUGGCAGCGGCCAAACGACAUCCAGCUCUCAGUGCCACCCUGAGGAGCAAGCAACACUCGUGGCAUGAGUCAGACUCCUUUACAGAGAAUGCACCCUGCCGACCUCUUAGGCGCCGCCGGAAAGUCAAACGCGUGACGUCAGAAGUGGCUGCCAGUCUCCAGCAAAAGCUCAGGGUGUCAGAGUGGAACUAUGAGAGGGGAUGCAGGUUCAAGUCAGCAAAGAAGCAGCGUCUUUCACGCUGGAAGGAGAAUGCCCCGUGGACGUCAUCCAGUCGUGGCCUUUGUGAAUCGGGAGAGAACAGGCCCUUCCUCAGCAAAGGGGGGAGGAAGGAGCGGAUGGAGUGUGAAGCUGAUGAACAGAAGCAGGGCUCAGAUGAAAAUAUGUCUGAAUGUGAAACCAGCAGUGUAUGCAGCAGCAGCGAUACCGGACUGUUCACCAAUGAUGAGGGCCGCCAAGGAGAUGAUGAGCAGAGUGAUUGGUUUUAUGAAGGAGAAUGUGUCCCAGGAUUCACCGUCCCCAACCUUCUUCCCAAGUGGGGAGCUGACCACCGAUCUGAAGUGGAACGGAUUGACUCAGGCCUGGACAAGCUCUCAGAUUCCACGUUUCUUUUACCCUCACGACCAGCUCAAAGAGGAUUUCACGCUCGCCUGAACCGCCUUCCAGGAGCUGCUGCCCGUUGUCUUCGGAAAGGUCGAAGGAGGCUUGUUGGCAAGGAGACCUCCAUCAGCACUGUGGGCACCGAGAGGCUAGGUCAUGUUAGCGAUCCACGCCAGAAAGAUUUUUGGUUACCAUCGAUGGGGAAGAGAGAUCGCAACCAGUUCAAUCCAUUAUCUCCUCUGUACUCUCUGGAUGUGCUUGCUGAUGCUUCCCACCGAAGAUGCUCGCCAGCACACUGCACUGCCAGGCAAGCAAAUGUACACCUGGGACCACCAUGCUCAAGGGACAUCAAGAGGAAACGAAAGCCAGCUGCAGCCUCCAUGUCCAGCCCAACGCCAGCAACUUUAUCUGUGCACGUGGAUGCUGCAGAGUCAGACCUACCAGCAACACCGCCGUCCCCGAGAUCCCAGCACCUUGAGUGGACAGGGAAAAUACCAGCAGCUGAGAAAGCCACAAUUGCUGGCUCCACUAACUUUUUUAAAAUGCCGCCAGAGAAGAGCCCUGGAUACAGCCAAAAGGAAGCACUGCAACUGUAAAAGCUUGCUGGAUUUUGGACGUGUUUGACUCUGGUGUAUGUCUCCACCAAACAUCUUGUUUGGCGAUGGAGAUUCCUCAGUAUUGGCGCAUGAUGUGCGCCAUUAUCCAGACAGAAUCUGUGUUUAAAAACAGGUAACAAGCGUUGGGACUGCAGUGACUGUUUAAAAUGUUCUUGCUAUUGCUGUAUUUAUUAUGCGUUCAUCUCCUUACCUGAUGCCAACUCAUACAUGCUGGAUUGUGUACAGAAUCUUUUGGGUUUCAAAUCUUGGAUCUUUGUUCACUUUGUGCUUGUUUGCUGCAUUUAGCAUUUUCUGGCUGAAAGUUCCCGCUGCUGCUCAAGGAGGCAAAAGUCACCCCCUGCUUUCUUCUAGGCCAGGAGGAUUUCUUGGCUGGGUAAUUAGAAUGAUACCAAGUUGAUAUAUGUAAGCAGAAUUCCGUGUUUGCAGAAUGUUUUCAGGCCGUGUGUAUGAACUUGAGUCAUAUUCCUUCUAAUGAAACAAGUACAGUGCAUGCCAAUUCAGAGGUUGCCAUGGCCCACUAGCAGCAUGGUCCCUUAGACCUUUUUUUCUCUCUUGUUCUAAAUGUCUUCCGUCUUGCUUGUGUAUUGCAUGUUCUUUUCUAAAUCUUCCAAGGAUUUGGAAGAACCAGUUGGACAUAAACGUGCAAACUGAUGUCACGGAAAGGAACUUGGACCUCUGACAAGCUUGAAGUAUGUUAGAGGAUAUACCAAACUUCUGUCUCUCAGUGUUUAACUUCAAAACUGAUUGUCAGCAUUUUCCAGCACAUUUCCACUGAGGUUAACAGCUGAAUGAAGAAACAUUUAAGGUUUCUUGCUCCCUUCAAAAAGUAUUGUCUGCUUUGUCUGCUGGGGGUGUCUCCACCUGCUGAUGAUUGUACUUUAUUCUGAAGCAUACUCGGAAGAAAUUCUGUUCUCUAUGUAAUGCUUCCACGUCGUCCUGUUACCUUCUAUGUUGCAGUACACGUGGGUAGUGAUUUCUCCCUACUUUCCUUGUACUCUUGGUCACAUUACACUUUUCUAUAAUUAUGCUAUUUGCAGCAUAUUUUGGAGUUCAUUUUUAGCAUAUAUACCUGCAUAGCAUGUGUCAAGGGACCGGUGACCUCACGGGUUCUUAAGUCCUUUAAAAACAUGAUAUAUUUGUAUGCAUACCAUUGUUUUUACUUUCCUCACUGGGUGGAGCUUUCAGACAGGACUGUUAAAGCUUUUAAAAUUCAUAAUGAAUAUGGAAGUGCACUUAGAACUGUUUUUACUCUUUUUGCAGUGGUUUUAAUUGUUUUGCAGUGUUUACCUCUGUUUCAGAAAUCAGUAACUGAGGGACAUAUUUGAUAGCAAGGCUAUAUGGUGGUACUUUAUAUUUAAUUAUGUAUUAAAAUGUUAAAUGGCCAUAACGUAUACAAAACAAAUAUGGAAUGGCUCCGUUUACAUGCAGACUGACAAAUACAUUUAUGUUACAGACAUGCUGCCUAUCUCUGAUCCCCUAAUACCUGCUUAUUCUUGGGGAGGGAUCCAGAUUGGAUUUACAUUUCGCAGCCCAAGCAAACUGUCAGAUCUGUCCAUGCAAAUCCCUCUCAAAAUAUUUUUGUUGUUGUUGUUAGCGGUACAUUUUAGAACUAUUUAGAUCAAGAAAAGCCCUUUUAUCUUGCUAACGAAGUACAGGGGUCAGUUCAGAUUAUGAGACGGGCUGUGGGGGUUUUGUGGAGAAAGGAGUAUUCCUGUUUUGAAGUAGUUAUUGGAUUGUCGUACUAUGUAUUUUAAGCACUUGGUUCAGUGGUGCUUGGGAGUCAGUGGAAGAGGUCUCAGCACUGUGAGGGCCUAAAGUCUGGAACUGAAGCUCUUGUCUAUGUAGGACUCGUAAGCACAUUCAAGGCAAAGGUGGUCAUCACCUUCUUGUGAUGAAUUUUCACCUUCUUCAGAUGAAUUUUAGUUUUGGGAACCUUGUUACCUAACCUGCAGGCAGCUUAAUGACAAGGAGUGGUCCCUAAAAGAGCAUUUGUGCAAUUGAGAGAGGCUUUUAUCUCAAGAAGGAUCUUCCAAAACUUCGCUUGAUUUGAGUCUAUUCAACAGAUGCACUCCUGUUUCAAUUUAGUUGAAAUUUUCAGUGGUGGUCUUUUGUGCUCCCCCUCUUUACAACUAUUCUGAUAUUGUAUGAUCUAUUCCAAUAUUGUUUGGAGUAGUUCUGUUUUUCCUGUAAUCUAAGGACAAUUUAAAAACUUUUAUGAGAGUUGUUAGGGGGUUUUAGGGAAUUAACGGCCUUUCUCUCACUCUUGGGAGAGACACCAGACUUGACAUGAUUUUUCUCUGGGGGCACUGUGAGAUAAAUUAUCUUCAGAUUUUCCUAUUGAGGUCAGUAACGCUGUUCAUCUGAUUAAGCCCUUAGUUAGACUGUAAGCUCCCUAGGAGGUCUUACUUGCCUUUAAAGGUUGAAUGUACCUUUGGCACUACAGAAGAGCAACUCUAGCAGGCCUUGUCUUGAUAAAUAGUGUUUCCUGCCACUGCAACUUCCUGAAAGUUUGAAGGGAGACUCAAAUUCUUGCAGCUGCCCUCUCUUUAGUAUUUCUGUGUUAGACUCCAUUUGUAGGUCGAUCAGGCUCUUGAUCAAAUUUGAUUCUCCUGACUGGCAGACAACCUAAAUGAAUCACAUGUCAUGUUCCAUCUUAUUACUCCAGGGUGUUUAUCUAAAUUCAUCAUCAUACUUCAGUAGCUUGAUUCAGAUUUCAAUAUUUGCAGCAUUCUUAGAUGAAUGAAGUAGGUGUGUUGUUGUUUUGCAGUACUCACUUGUAUUCCACUUCUUGUCCACCAGGACUCCCCAGUUAUUUCCAGAUCUGGCUUCCUCUCCAGUUGAUCUUCAGCCAGUGUCUUACACAAGGCUAGUUUGUCCCAGAUGCAAGAACCUCUACCUGCCUUUAGGUGAGAUUUAGGAAGUUUUUGUCUGCUUACUCAUUCAAUCUGUCAAGGUCCCUCUGGAAGGUACCCCCCCAUUUUAAGGUAAGGUAUAGUAAAGAGUGAGGGAGGCAGGGAAACAGUAGUUGGAGAGAAAGCUCAUAAGAGGCUGGGACUAGUGCUACUGAAUGAUAGAUUAGCUUCAUGACUGUACUACGCAGAGGUGUGUCUUGCCAGCAUUCCUGAGUAAUGAUAUUGAGAUGCUUAGUGCUGCCCUUCAGACUGUAGAAGCUCACUCUGUUACUUGGUGGAUGUUGCAGACAGCUGCUCGGUGGGCAGAGAUUGAGAAGGAAAUAGGUGAAAAACAGUCACUGAGAAUCUUCUUUAUUGUAAUUGCCCUCUGCACUGAAGAAAGAAGAUGCUACGAUGUAUAUGCCUGUAAACUGAGAAGGAAUUAUGUCAAGCAGACAAGGACUUUGCUUUGAUGUCUUCAGGAUCAGUUUCUUAGCCAGAGAACAUUUCAGUAAAGCAAAAGUAAAGCCUGCUACGUGUCAUUUGUUCAGAAAAUGUGCUUUAAUAGCCCUUUACAGGAGACUAUCAAGGGAGAACAAACUUCUGUUCUCACUGUGAUACUGUAUUGUUGUAUCUUUGUCUCCUGCAUUCUAAUCCUGUUUGUGUUUGCAUUGAGGCAUUCUGGUUUUGUACUAUAAAAUUCAGGAAAAAUAUGAUGAUGCUGCUUAGGGCAAAAAACAUAAGGACUACUUGCUAUAAAGAAGGCAAAAUUAUCAGAGGCCAUUAAUUUUUACCCAGCGCAAGAACAGAAUUCAGCAUAGAGAAAGAACAGUGUCUUAACUACACCAAAGCAUUUUGUUCUUCAAGGAAGUGAACUGUGUCACCAGCAUAUGAGACUGAACUGUCACUAAAGCCUGGGUACCCAUGCAUGUGCAGCCUGCAGUCAGGUAUACCAACUUGUGGAGACAAAAUGCACUUCCCAGCUUUGAUGGGGUAAAAUUCCAUCUCAAGUGCAAAUGUGGCUGUUCGUCUGAUUCCAGUGUGUUAAGAAUGUGUCAGCUGGCAUAACUGGAAAAGAGGCUGCUUGUACCACCUCACAGAACUGGUAAAAUUGGAAGAUGGGCUGAUACAUUCAGUAAUAUCAAAGAAAGAUGCAAAACAUAUAUACCUGCAAAUAAUAAUCACAAAAAAGUAUUGCUGACCCCUGCAUGUGUGACCCAGUGUAUUCACUGUCUUAAAUCAGAGCUGCCAGUGCUCUGAGGAUGAUCAGGGAUUUGCAGAGCUGUUCUGUUUUAAUUGUGAUCUGAAGAAAAUGGGGUGAAGAGCGAAAGAGAAGAAGCACUAGGUCAGGUCAAAGGUCUGCCCUGCUUGGUAUUCUGUUUCUCACCUUGCCCAAGCUUGUAUGCCUAGAAGUUACUUAAAAACAAAUGAGUUGUGAUUCCUCCCUUUACCUUCUGUUAGCCCCAGUGUCUGGUCUCAGAAAGAUAGAAACUUUCUUCAAGACUGAAGAAAACGUUUUGCGAACCUUUUAGCAGUAGUACUUCUGCAACUGGGUUUAAUUACAUUUCUAGAAGGACAUGUAAUCUGACUUGAGAAACUUCAAAGAUUAGCUCAUUUUCCUUGGUAGCCAUUUUUUCUUAUUAAGAAAUUGCAUCUUUUCUUGGAAUAGUGCUUCUCCCAAAGUACCAGCAUCCCGACACUUUCUUGCUAUGCUUUUUUCAGCAAGAUUGAAAAGUCCUGUUCUUCCUUUACAACUAGCUUCUUUGUUGUGUACAACUAUCUGUUGGCAGUCAACAAGUGCUUGUAAUCCAUUAACCUAUUGUCAGUCACUUUUCAUAAGCUUCACAGUAUAAAACUUUGUCAUUCAGCCUUUUGGUUCCUUUCCCCCAUGAACGUGAAUGUCGCCAGUAUUCCACAUUCAUCUGCACUGAGUUUAGUGUAUUCUCUACAGAAGCAGGAGAUCUUCUCUCUUGCUAUUCAUGCUUCAUAUAUUUGUAUAGCCAAAUAUAGUCCUUGCUGCCCAAACAGUGCCAUAACUGCAAUAGAAGUCAUAUUCAUGCAGCUGGGUGAAGCCUUUGAAUUAUCUUUCAAAUCUGGCAACACCAGACAGUUAGCCAAUGCACCAUCAGUUUUGUUUCCCUUCUGUCCCAGGCAGCUUACUCGGAGGUAGUUCACAAACAGCUAUACUCUAAAGAGCCAUAUAGUAUAUGUCACAACUGCUUUAUGUGGUCAUAAGAUUUAACUGCAUAGUAAGUAUUGGAUUCUGGGUACUUAGGAGUCUGUUUUGGGGGUAAUGUAAACAGGCUUCUUGUUUGUAUUCUUUUGUCUUAAACAUAUAUUAUCUGAAAAAAGGGCCUUGCAGAAUCUGUGUUGCAAUUAUAGAAACUGGAAAUAAAAUCAAUAUAUGAAAGAUUUGUUGUAUCUGAUACAAAGUGAGCUGAGAGUGGGGGAAAAGGUUCAGUGACAUCCAAGUAGAUUUACAGAAUGGUAAUUGUUCAGAAUCUUUAUGCUUCUUCGUCUGUUCCCUUAAAUACCUUAAAUAUAGACUGCAACCUGAGAGUCUGUAGGAAUUGAUGAUGCUUUUUUCCUUCGAAUUGCAAGCUCGGCUGAAGGAUUUGAGGUAACUCAUCACGUCCAUUCUUUGCUCAGUAAUUUUUGUUUGUUUCCUAGUUAGCCAUGAUAUCAUGUCUGGGCAAUCGUGACGCUUCCUGUUUGGAGCUUGAAAUGAUUCCAGAGUUUCUUAAGUAUCCUUUCACUUCCAAGUCACCGCUUUGGAUUUGCCAAGUCCCAGAAAAGAUUUCAUUUAAACGAGUGGGUCAGUCUCAAUUGAUAUUUUAAUGGAUAUAUAUUCAUUUUGCCAAAAGUAGCAUCCUUUUAAGGCUGAUUUACAUCACUAUAUUUUACUAUGAGAGCAGCAGCUUCAAAGAUCAAAUUAGCAGUGGACUUUGAAUUUUCUCUUGCAUGCAUUUAUGUCCCUAAAUUGAUAGCUUUGCAUGCUUGUGUGAGGAAUGAAGCAGUUUCCUCCUACAUUAACUGUUGCCAGAAGCUUGAGCUGAUGGAACGUUGUUAAAACAAUGGUCAAGAUCCUUUGGAAGCCGCUUGCUUCAAGUUCUUAAUCUUAUAUGCAGGUUGUUUGUUGGUUGUUUGAUUUGUUUUCCAGUUUGUAGAGCUGGUGAUUUUCCCCUCUCACCUUCAAGCUGCACCUGUAAGAGCUGAGAAGUGUUUCUGGUGAAACAUUCUGAUUUUUGUUGGGAGGAAGUAGAAUAGAGCUCUUAAGAAUAGAAUCUCUUAUGGGAAGUGCCCCAGUUCAGCAAACAUGAUCAGCUGUGGGUAAUAAUCAAAACACAGUCGGAUAUUCACAGUUAGUUAAGAGCGUCUUCAGUGUUCCACCUGCCUUUGUUGGUUUCUUAGUAAUAAACAUUUCAUUUGAUAAUUGGGGCAUUUCUUAACUCAUUUUCUUUUUCUAAGCUGACUUUUUGUUUGUUUUUUCCUUUUGUCACAUGCUCUUAGUUUUACAGGCACAGGGCAGAAACUUGUUAUUUGAAGGGCUGCUGGUAACUUCAGUAGUGCGGUUCUGGCUGUAGGGUCCCAUCAUAGUGAUGGCUUUAUUCUACUGCUGGUGUUUUUCAGGUCAUGCUUGUUUCAUACUUUUGCACCUCAGAGAAUCUACACCUGAUGAAAAUACAUGGAUACAAGUAGACUAACUACGUACUUAGGGAGGAUUUCUCACCUCUAAGAGAUAUUUCACAUUUGAGAGUGCAAGAUUUGUUCUCUACAGAAGUCAAGCAAUUUUCCAGUAAGGGCAGAUACUUGAUGGUUGUUUUUUAAUGAAAAGAAAUACAGAGUUUCAAACUGCUACACUACAUUCAUUUCAUUCGAUCCAGGCGAGGGAACAACAGGGAGAUACCUGAGGAUGAGAACAAGAGGGAGAGCUUAUGCACAUUAUAUUCUGGAGGUGCUGCCCUUAGGAAGACAAAAACACAUGGAAUGUAUAAAAUAUCUUUAAAACAGCAUCAUAUUUGAAGAGCAUUGCUCUCAAUAGUACAGUCAGCCCCUCUGCGUGAACAGUACAAUGUAGUCAAGCAGUUGGGGGUUCUCCCCUUUCCUAUUGGGUUUCUGCCUCCAUCAGUGUGGGACAGCUUUGAUUCACUCAUUGUACAACUGCGUGGGUUUUGCUUUUUCUCCUUCAUUUAGACACUUCUUGCUUCUCAGGCAUCAUAGAGAUGGCAACAAGCAAGUAUAUCUCCAAGGCAGUUGGUCACUUGCAUUCAUAACAAUAACUCUGUUUUUCUGCCUUUAGCAGUAAAUGGGUAAGACCGUAUCUCCUCCAGUUGUUGGCCUUCCCCUCCCCAGAGGUGUGUGUUUGGUGCUCAGUGAAGCUGGAUUCCGAUUGAAAAUAAACUGCGUGCUGAUUUGAUUUAACUCUGUAAUGUUACGCACAAAGGGAUGAAUUAGGGUAACAGUUCAUUUCUUCAUUUUUUAUUAUUUCUGUCUGUAUCCAGAUAUACAUGUGUAUGUAUGUAUAUUUACAACUAUAAAAUUUAUUUUUACACUAGGGAUUGUUGGUAUGUAUUCCCUUUGUGUUGGGACUUCUUUACAGGAUAUUCUAGCUUCCAAAAAUAUGCUUUCUCCCUGGGUCCUGGACUUCAAAGGAAUUGAAAAAGGAAGAGCAACCCAAGUGCGUAGUAUGGCAGAAGAUCUGCUAUGAAGUAUCUAAUCUACUACAACUCAAGAAAGAGAAAUAGGUAGGUGAAAACUUGGUCUUGAGCAGUUGCUCUUCAUAUACUUUUACCUGAAGUAUAUCUUCAUAUACUUUUACUUUUACUGUAGGCCAGUAUGACUGUUGGCUAAUGUCUUGCAUGGACAUUUCAAGUGUCACUUUCUGAGUCUCUUCCCUAAUCUCCAAAGCAAUGACUGUACAGUGCAGAAAACCAGCUGUUAUUUAAUAAACGACAGGCUGCCUGUCAGUGCCCAGGUGGGUAGAAAGUAACUUCUCAGAAGUUCUGCAUGUUUUCGCCCUAAGGUCACCUUAGGAGCCAGAGUCAAUUAUCUGAACUGUAUCGAGAGGAGAAAGGCAUUAAGAACCAUAGUGACUUUUGUCUGUCCUCUGUUUUGUUCUGUUUUCUCCUUUGAAUCUCAGUAUUCUUAGAAUCAUAGAAUCACUCAGGUUGGUAAAGAUCUUGAAGAUCAUGGAGUCCAACCAUCUUGGAGAAAUUAGCACUUUUCCUUGAACCAAGAAUAAAACCCUCUACCUUUCUCCAACAUGUAUUAGAAUUCUUGUGUCAGAUGUGGUUAACAGGCUCUAUUUGCAGCUGAAUACCCAAUUUCUCAUAUAAACAAAUGCCAUUGACCCGUUGGAGUUUCCACAAAAAACAUGUGAGAUGGGGCAGGUAGCUGCAGUUGUAUCCCCAUAAUUGCUAUAAAGCACCGUGGGCUGUGUUAUCCCUUGCUUACACACUGCACCUACAUGUCUGUGCUAAAUAGGCUCUUUCUGAACAAAAGUACAUAUUUUGUGCUGCAGAAGCAUUUAAGAUGACAUGCUGUACGCCUUAUUCCUUCUCUUCUAAAGCAAUAAUUGUACACUACUGUGUGACUCAGACACAGUUCUGCUGACACCUACAAAUUGUUUUCGGGUAAUCUACAUCCCACCUGUGUAUACAUACUUAAAUGCAACUCUGGUAUUUGCUCAUGGGAAGGUAUCAAAUGAUCAUCACAAAAAUCUGGGAACUGAAAGCAGCAGAUCUGGUGUAUUCAGAAUGUGAGUGUUCUCUGUCAUUUCACAAGUACCUUGAGUUUUGGGGUACAGACGAGUGCAACUUCUACUACUUGUCACCGAACUACUGCUGGUAAAUGAAAAUUGGAAUACAGUGUUCCCUGGAGAGUUUGUCUGUCAUGGAGCUCAAGAGGUUAAUAUGUAGUUAUGUGGUGAUACUAUAAUUUUAUAUGCAUCUGCAGAUACUGGUAAUAGAUAUUAAAGUGGGCAUUUACAUCCUUA
This is a messenger RNA of Coturnix japonica (Japanese quail), 12039 nucleotides long. It is a transcript of the gene GPATCH2L, whose product is annotated as G-patch domain containing 2 like. The record is from RefSeq and is a predicted model, not a curated record. NCBI's taxonomy places the organism in Eukaryota, Metazoa, Chordata, Aves, Galliformes, Phasianidae.